Molecule: messenger RNA, 999 nt
Organism: Penicillium macrosclerotiorum
Lineage: Eukaryota; Fungi; Ascomycota; Eurotiomycetes; Eurotiales; Aspergillaceae
Product: putative short chain dehydrogenase/oxidoreductase
Exons: 2
Coding region: 1-999 (332 amino acids)
Cellular component (GO): intracellular anatomical structure
Molecular function (GO): oxidoreductase activity, acting on NAD(P)H, oxygen as acceptor
Source: RefSeq, a predicted model, not a curated record
AUGUCUUUCUCACUAAACCGACUCCUGGUUCCCGCACGGGCCCGCUUCGCCGGCGCCGCCAUGACGGCCCCACGAGUGCUGAGCUCAUCCUCGACCCGCCUCUACUCCAGCACUAAGAGCGCCUUCAGCCCGCAAGAUAUCCACAAUGUCUCCCACAACCCUGAUCACAUCCAGACCAAGCUGCCCUCCAAAAAGCAAUUGCGCAAUGCCAACCGGUUCCGCGAAUUUGACAUGGAGGGCCGAGUCUACGCCAUCACCGGCGGUGGCCGCGGCCUGGGCCUGUCCAUGGCCGAGGCCCUGAUUGAAGCCGGGGCCAAAGUCUAUGCCCUAGACCGUCUCGACACCCCACACCCCGACUUCCUCGUCGCCCAGGACAAGGCCGCCAAUGAAUACGGCGGUAGCCUGGAGUACAUCAAGAUUGAUGUGCGUAACGUGGCGGACGUGAACAACACAUUCGCGGCGAUCGCCGCCCAGAACGAGCGGCUCGAUGGCCUCAUCGCCGCGGCGGGCAUCAACCAUCUCCAAAGCGCGCUCGAACAUAGCCAGCAAGCUCUCGAGGACGUCAUGAGCAUCAACUACACAGGCGUGUUCAACUCGGCCACCGCUGCUGCGCGCCAGAUGUUCAAUUACCAGCAGAAAGGCUCCAUCCUCCUGGUCGCCUCCAUGAGCGGGCUGAUUGCCAACAAGGGGAUGACCUCGCCCGUGUACAACUCAUCCAAGGCCGCCGUUAUCCAGCUGGCGCGCUCGCUAGCCAUGGAAUGGGGCCGCCACGGCAUCCGUGUUAACUCGCUCUGCCCGGGCCACAUCAUCACCCCCAUGGUCGAGGAGGUCUUCCAGCAGAACCCCGCUGCCCGCGCCACCUGGGAGGCGGAGAACAUGCUCGGCCGACUGGCCAUGCCGGAGGAGUUCCGCGGCUCGGCGCUGUUCUGUCUGUCUGAUGCGAGCAGCUUCAUGACUGGCAGUACGUUGCUAAUUGAUGGCGGCCACACGGCGUGGUGA